UCCGCCAGCUGCCAGCCGCCACCGCUCCGCUCAGUCGAUUCGCAGCGCCGAGUGCGUCCGCUGGCUGCACGCUUGACGCCUUUGCCGGCGCGCGAUUAAAAAAUAAACAUUACAAAAUCUGUCAACACGUUCGUUCAUUUUGAAGCCAAAUAUUUCAAGAAGAUAACGAAUACGAUCUAGUGUUGUGCUUGUGAAACAACUGAAAACCACCACCGAAUAAUUUGAAGUGUUAAUAAUUAACAAUUUUGGUACAAAAGAGAAAACAAUUGUUUCAGAGUAAAGCGUUAUGCUAAAUGACAUAUAACUUAAUUUUAAAAUAAGUACGUGUUAAUAAGCUAAUAAAAUGUCGACUGAGAGAGAAGAAACACAAGAAUACAUCAAUGGCAUGAGACCCGGCCCGUUGACUAGAGAAAUACCAGAAUGCAUGAGAGACAAAUAUACAAUAGUGCAGACGAUUUUGGACGUUAUAGCCUUGUGGAUAUUACUAUCGGGUUAUAUAAUUACGGGGAUAUACAGGGCGAUAGUGGGAUACCCGAAGAAGGAACUUAAAGACAGUAUAGCGGUGGUGACUGGCGGCGGAGGAGGCCUCGGCAGUUUGGUGGCUCUACGACUGGCGAGGCUUGGCUGCACCGUCGUUUUAUGGGAUAUCAACAAACAAGGUUUGGAAGACACAGUAAAACUAGUCAAAGGCAUUGGUGGAAAAUGUCACGGAUACGUAGUGGAUCUGGCCAGUCGGGAGGACAUCUACAGAGUAGCCAAGACGGUCCACGAGGAAGUCGGCAGAGUGAGUUUACUGAUCAACAACGCUGGCGUCGUGUCCGGCCAGUACUUACUUGACACGCCAGAUCAUCUCAUCCAGAGAACGUUUGACGUCAACGUAUUAGCUCAUUUCUGGACCGUGAAAGCAUUCCUACCUCAUAUGAUUGAACAUAAUAAUGGUCACAUAGUUACGAUAGCGUCGAUGGCGGGCCACGUGGGUGUCGCGAAGCUAGUUGACUACUGUUCCUCUAAGUCUGCAGCUUGCGGCUUCGACGAAGCUUUGAGAUUGGAACUGGAAGUUCGAGGCAUUAAAGGAGUCCAUACUUCACUAAUCUGCCCGUAUUUCAUCCGUUCAACGGGAAUGUUUGAGGAAGUUAAUUCAAGGUUCGUUCCGCAGCUGAACUCCAACGAGGUAGCGGAUCGGAUCGUGUUCGCGAUCCGCACCAACGAGUCCCUCGCCGUGAUGCCCGGGUACUUCCGACUGCUGCUGCCUUUCAAAUGGUUGGUUCCGUGGCCGUGUGUGUCUGAGAUCAUCCGUCGUCUGGUGCCGGACGCUGCGCCGGCCCCUAUAGCCUCGCACCGGCCCCAACUGACUGACGAUUUAGUGCCAACAUCACACAAAGGCAAGCUGGACUCCCGCCCGAUGACGCUAGUGCCGCCCGCGCGUCACGACCGCCAUGUCUGACGUCACGGUGACGUCACAACAUGGCGCCACAAGUGAGGAACUUUGUCAAAAUAUGGCAACAUUCUAUCUUAAUAUAUGUAUAAAUUUUAUAUGAUGUAAUUAAAAUGUGCCUAUUAAAAAAU
This is a messenger RNA of Papilio machaon (common yellow swallowtail), 1566 nucleotides long. RefSeq names its product estradiol 17-beta-dehydrogenase 11. The coding region runs from base 344 to 1444 and encodes 366 amino acids. The transcript is spliced from 7 exons. Gene Ontology annotation, molecular function: oxidoreductase activity, acting on the CH-OH group of donors, NAD or NADP as acceptor. Gene Ontology annotation, cellular component: lipid droplet. Lineage: Eukaryota; Metazoa; Arthropoda; Insecta; Lepidoptera; Papilionidae. The record is from RefSeq and is a predicted model, not a curated record.